GGGGCAGGCAGGAAGAGCAGAGCUCUCACUUCUCAGAGCAAGCAAGCAACCAAACCAACUGCAGAGCCUAGCAACUUCAGGCUCAGGGGAUGGGCAACAGCCUGCGGUGCUGCCUGGCCUGCGUGCUCCCCUGCGGCUCCUUCGACGUGAUCCGGAUCGUCCACCUCAGCGGCCACAUCGAGGAGUACACCCGCCCGGUCACCGCCGGCGAGGUCAUCGCGGCGCACCCUAACCACGUCCUGAGCAGGCCGUGCUCCCAGGGCGGCGCGCGGCGGAUCCUGAUCGUCGCCCCGGACUCGGAGCUCAAGCGAGGGUACUUCUACUUCCUCGUGCCGGCCUCGUCGGUGCCGGAGAAGAAGAGGAGGCCGCGGCAGCCGCAGCCUCAGCCGCAGCAGAAAAAGGCGCAGUCGCAGAAGACGACCGCGCCGCCGAGCGCUGCUGUUGCUAAGGAGGCCAAGGACAGUGGUGACAGGUACCUGGCGGAGGUGCUGUCGGAGGGCAAGGCCAGCCUCAGGCGCCGCCGGAGCAGCCGUUCCACGGUGUGGCGGCCACACUUGCAAAGCAUCCUGGAAGAGACUGCUAAUGACUUGUGAGAUCUCACAUGUCUUCAUACUUUCAGCUCACGUAGCUGUUUCUGUUUCCUCCUCUCUAUCCUGUGUAAAUAGCUAUGGACGUAAUGGUCAUGGUGGUACAUGAUGGUGUGCACCAUGUACUUCUGAUCCUUGAGUUUUAGCUGAGAGGCAGCCCCCUUCUGCUUCUCUGAUUUGCUCCUCCUGCUAGAUUUUUCGCUCUCACUGCUCCCGGUUCAAGUUUUUGAAGCCGAUGAGAGUUACCGAAUAGGCUGCGAAGGAGAAACAGGGAUCAAGAUUGGAUACUCUUCAUGUACGCUUAUUGAAAUGGAACGUGUUUCUUGAUCUUGAAUCUUCAGUACAGACAUCCAUGGGAUGCAAGACGAGUUAUUCGUGAAUCUGUAAAUAGACUUAAUUUUUGAUUAAGCCUAUUUACAGGUUUGUGGACAACCCACCUUGCAUCCUACAUCCAUGUUAUGUGUUUGUUCAUCAGCCAUGAAUUGUCCAGCUACUGCAUUUCCUCACAUCACGAUUACUGGAAGUCUGGAACUGUCCAGUAACUGGUCACUGUAGGUUUUUUUCCCUAUGUUGUGCCAAAACUGGACUUCUAUAAUCAUCCAAAACCCGG
This is a messenger RNA of Sorghum bicolor (sorghum), 1197 nucleotides long. RefSeq lists its product as uncharacterized. The transcript has a single exon. The record is from RefSeq and is a predicted model, not a curated record. Lineage: Eukaryota; Viridiplantae; Streptophyta; Magnoliopsida; Poales; Poaceae. The coding region runs from base 90 to 593 and encodes 167 amino acids.